Molecule: messenger RNA, 951 nt
Organism: Colletotrichum scovillei
Lineage: Eukaryota; Fungi; Ascomycota; Sordariomycetes; Glomerellales; Glomerellaceae
Product: glycosyl hydrolase family 10
Exons: 4
Coding region: 1-951 (316 amino acids)
Biological process (GO): carbohydrate metabolic process
Molecular function (GO): hydrolase activity, hydrolyzing O-glycosyl compounds
Source: RefSeq, a predicted model, not a curated record
AUGAAGUUCUCCUCGAGCCUCGUCUGCCUCCUGGCACCCAUCACCGUCCUCGCCGCUCCCCUCGAGGAGAGGCAGGCCUCGCAGUCCAUCGACAAGCUGAUCAAGGCCAAGGGCAAGCACUACUUUGGCACCUGCACCGACCAGAACCGCCUGACUGCCGGCAAGAACGCCGACAUCAUCAAGGCCAAUUUUGGUCAGGUCACGCCGGAGAACUCGAUGAAGUGGGACCAGAUCGAGCCCAACCGCGGCCAGUUCAACUGGGCGACGCCCGACUACCUCGUCAACUUUGCGCAACAGAACGGCAAGCUUGUCCGCGGGCAUACUCUUGUCUGGCACUCCCAGCUUGCGGGCUGGGUGAAUAACGUUCGUGACAAGGCUGGAUUGACGACCGUCAUUGAGGACCAUAUCAAGGCAGUUGUUGGCCGGUACAAGGGCAAGAUCUACCACUGGGACGUUGUCAAUGAGAUCUUCAACGAGGACGGCUCCCUCCGUUCCUCCGUCUUCUCGCAGGUCCUCGGCGAGGACUUUGUCGGCAUCGCUUUCCGCGCCGCCAGGGCCGCGGACCCCAACGCCAAGCUGUACAUCAACGACUACAACCUCGACCAAGCCAGCUACGCCAAGACGCAGGCGAUGGCUCGCAAGGUCAAGGAGUGGAUCGGCAAGGGCAUCCCCAUUGAUGGUAUCGGCUCCCAAGCCCAUCUCCAAGCUAACCAAGGCGGCAACGCCCUCGGCGCUCUGCAGACCCUCGCCGGCAGUGGCGUCAAGGAGGUCGCCAUUACGGAGCUGGACAUUGUCGGCGCCAGCGCGGCUGACUACACUGCUUGCGUUGGUAUCACGGUCUGGGGCGUGCGGGACCCCGAUAGCUGGAGAGCGCAGAACAACCCGCUCUUGUUUGAUGCCAACUAUAACCCCAAGGCGGCUUAUAACGCGGUCGUUACUGCUUUGCAGUAG